Messenger RNA from Malaya genurostris, 1021 nucleotides. Its product is annotated as pancreas transcription factor 1 subunit alpha. Gene Ontology annotation, biological process: developmental process; regulation of transcription by RNA polymerase II. The record is from RefSeq and is a predicted model, not a curated record. Gene Ontology annotation, molecular function: RNA polymerase II transcription regulatory region sequence-specific DNA binding; DNA-binding transcription factor activity, RNA polymerase II-specific; protein dimerization activity. Bases 136 to 765 code for a protein of 209 amino acids. NCBI's taxonomy places the organism in Eukaryota, Metazoa, Arthropoda, Insecta, Diptera, Culicidae. The transcript is spliced from 3 exons.
AAGUGGUUCUUGAUCGUUCGAGAUUUCUGUUGGCGGGACCCGGCCGCGUGAUCUGUACGAAUUAGUCACGAUCGGGCCCAAACGGAGAAAGGAUGCACUUGUCGAUGCUGGCAGACAGGAAUCGGUAACGGAACAAUGAGUGGUCGCUGUCGCAAUCGAAGGACGCAGGCGAGUGGAGUUUCCGACGGUAGUUGUGAUGUGGCGGUGAAAGUGAUGGAAAGUGCCUACCAGGAACUGCUACUGCUGGAUGCCGCGAGGGCGGCGGAUGGUUCACCCGAAACCGAAACGAGAACCGACGAUGGACACUGCCAGCGAUCGCAGGCGAAUGCCCGUGAACGAUUCCGGACGCACAGUACUUCUUUCAGUGUCAACUCGGCCUUCACCAACCUGCGACUGUUGAUCCCGACCGAGCCCAGGAAUCGAAAGCUGUCCAAAAUCGAAACCUUACGACUGGCCAAAAGCUACAUAUCGCAUUUGAUAGCAAUUCUGAUAACUGGGAACCUCCAACAGCCCUGUUUGCAGGCUCAAAUUGAUCAUCCUGUCGGUGAUCCGUUCAGCGAAUUCAUGAUCGAUGCAGGCACCCUCAGUGCCGGCGGUAGUGACAGCAGUCCAGGUGUCGAAGUAACCGAAAUGCAGAACGAUGAUUACAACGUGAUACAACGGGAAGGUUUCACCACACAGGGGAACCCGUCUACCAGAGCAACCAUUUGUACAUUUUGUGUUUCACCCAAAGGUGCCUCGAAGCUUAGAUCGAAUUCGUUGUAGAGCAGAAAACAGAAUUAUAUAUAAUAUGAAUAUAAGUAGUGUGUAAAAUUUGGAACAUGAACAGCUUGGUGAGCACUUGCAGAGAUUUCGCAAUGAAGCGUUCUGUAAUAUUAAGACGAACAGUCCACUAGGUGGCAGUAGUGAACCCCGUUUUUUCAACGUAUAGCAAAUUUAAAAUUUACAUCUGGUUUUGAAUAAUUUUGUUUCCGUUUAAGUAUCUCUUCUCUGUACAUUUCCUUUAAAUAAUAAAGUUUCA